AUGAGCACUAAAAAUUAUUUUGUUAUGACAAAACGAGCUGACGAGAAAAUUGACCAAUGUGAGCUCACUUGGUUUGUUCCGUCGUAUAAAUGCAACACUGAGGCCGUUGCCAUUCAUACUCGUAAAUGUAAGGCCAGCAUCUACAUGGAGAGUAUGGAGGGUAUGGAGGGUAUGGCAAUGGGUGUGGUGGCGGGUAUGGCAGGAGGGGCAUUGUGGCAGACAAAGAGAAGAAACAGAUUAUCAUGGUCAAAACGAUUCCAAUAA
Molecule: messenger RNA, 264 nt
Organism: Ambispora leptoticha
Lineage: Eukaryota; Fungi; Glomeromycota; Glomeromycetes; Archaeosporales; Ambisporaceae
Source: the annotation of a GenBank genome assembly